Messenger RNA from Notodromas monacha, 2093 nucleotides. The record is from the annotation of a GenBank genome assembly. Lineage: Eukaryota; Metazoa; Arthropoda; Ostracoda; Podocopida; Cyprididae.
ACGACUUCAUGACUGUUUCUAACAUGGAAGAAAGUGUGAAAGAGGAAAUUCAGUCAUGUCUUUGUUACACCAUCAGUGUAGUGAUAACAAGUGUGCUUAUUGCAAUUGUGACAUUCAAGAUUCUGGUAGAAUUCAUCAAGUUUCUGUGGCCAAAUCUGUCCUUUUUAUUUCCACAUCACCACCAUGUCAUCCUGGACACCAGGAACUUGGAUCCUGUCCCACCAGUUCAUGACAAGGAGAAAAGAGCUAAAAUAUUGAAGAAUGAUUUUUCUCGAGAAAAGAUCCCCUCUGAUCUGGAUGCCAUCUUGAUUGGAAGUGGACUUGGAUGUCUCAGUACUGCUGUGUUUCUGACCAGAGCAGGCAAAAAAGUGCUGGUUCUUGAACAAAAUGCUCAGGCUGGAGGUUGUUUGGGAACCUUGAAUUACAAUGGCUACGACUUCAAUCUUGGCUUGCACCUUGUCACCAAAGCUGCAGUGACACCAAACAUCAGCUCAAGAGAUAUAUUUGAUCAACUCACAGCUGGUGCAGUUGAAUUCCAUGCCCUGGAUGACAAAUGUACAAUGCUCGACACUGGUGCAGAAAAUGGGCAAUUGUAUUCAGUCAAUUGCAAAGACUUUGGCACAUGGGGAAGACAUCUCAUGGAAACAUUUCCCCAGGACAAGGAAGCCAUUCAAAAAUACGUUGAUGCUUGUUGGAGGAUUUUGUUUGGUGUGUUUCCUGUUCUGUUGGUCAAAGUGCUGCCAUAUAAGCUGGCAAAGUUUCUGAUAAACUGGCAAGUCUUUGACUACGUCUCCAACUAUCAGAAAUGGAACCACACUUCUGUCAGACAGUUCAUGGAUAAUUAUACUGGCAAUGAGGACCUCAAAAGAAUGAUCACAUUACUUACUGGUUACUUCUUUCCUGACCCACAACCUAUCAGCAUGGCACUGCUUGCACCCACUCAAAUAGUGUUUGCCAGUGGAUAUGUGUACCCAUAUGGAGGGCCUGAAGAAAUCCCAUACCACGCCAUUUCCCAAAUUCAAAAAAGUGGAAGUCAAGUCCUGGUUAAUGCCAGGGUUACUUCCAUUCUUUUGGAUGAUGCACAAAAGACUGCCAUUGGAGUAGUAGUGAAACCCAAGUCUGGCUGCCAAAUUUCCAUCAAGGCACCCCUGAUAAUCUCCAGCACUGGGGUGUGGAAUACAUACAAAUCUCUUCUCCCCGAAUCAGUGGUGCAAGCACAUCCAAUCAUGAGGGACGCUUUGGCAAGUACAAGUCCACCAGCAGAUUCCUCAGCCUUUUUUGUCUUCCUGGCAAUUCAUGGCACCACAGAGGAGAUGAAGCUCCCACAGGCUGACUAUUUCUUCAUGAAAGGACCAGGGGACUAUGAGGAAAGGUACAGAGAAUAUCUCAACACUCCCAGGGAUGUCAUUCUGGAUGACACUGAGAGCCAGGAAAGAUUUGAAUGGACCUUCUUGGAGUUCCCCACUGUCAGGGACCCACAUGCUAAAAUCAAGUACCCAGGCAAGUCCCUGUGCAUUGCAUUUGGCAUGGUGGCUUGGAGCUGGUUUGCAGAGUGGGAUACUCUUAGUGACUCUGAGCUGGAUGCAGAUGCAAAACAUACUGAAAUUGAAAAUCGGUUUGGCGAACGCAUUUACAGCUCUGUUUUGCAAAGGUUUCCUCAGCUCAAGGGCAGAGUAGACUACAUCAAAUACACUUCACCCUGUAGACUGGCAAAGCAUUUGAAUUCCCACUCAGGCAAGCUAAUGGGACUGGAUCUCAAUACUCAGAGAAUGUCUCUUGCAGCACAAGCAGCAUUGAGACCAGAAACAGGAUUAAAAGGAUUGUACAUUACUGGACAAGAUGUGGUAGCCUCUGGUACACAAUUGGCAGCUUUGGGUGGAAUGCUCACUGCAUCAAAAAUUCUGGGAAGGAAUUUGGUGUUGGAGAUGGAAAUUCAGCAGCGAUGUUCUACAGCUACUCACAAAAAGCACAUCUGAUGAUGUUUUUUUUGCAAAGCUUUCUGAAAAAUCACUGAAACUUUAUUCAGUGAGCAUUGAAGACUUAUAUGAAAUACAAAAAUGCUUUGAAACAUCAAUGAUGGUCUCCAACAGUGC